Molecule: messenger RNA, 1249 nt
Organism: Alnus glutinosa
Lineage: Eukaryota; Viridiplantae; Streptophyta; Magnoliopsida; Fagales; Betulaceae
Product: protein MIZU-KUSSEI 1
Exons: 1
Coding region: 252-1076 (274 amino acids)
Biological process (GO): hydrotropism
Source: RefSeq, a predicted model, not a curated record
UCUCCCUUUAUAUUGCCUACCUCCCAACACUAUCAUCAUCUUGUCGGCCGCUUUAUCCCUCCUCUCUCCCUCUCUCGAUCUCUCCCAACUUCAACCAGGAUUCUCAUUCCCACUCUGCUUUCAGUUUUCAUUCCCAUCGUGUUUGGAAACAUCACACUCUCCAGAAUACAAAAUUCAAGAUUUUCGUUUCCAUACAUCUUCUUCUUCUUCUUUCUUCGCUCUCUCUCUUCGUCUCUUGUCUAUUAUAUAUAAUGAAACAACAAGAACUAAUCGCCCUCCAAAGAAGCAGCAGCGCCGCCAGAAGCACAAGAAGGAUCCUCCCCUCCAGCCACAGUCGCUCCUCGUCGUCUUUCCCACGUGAAACAGAAGAAAUCUCCGAUAACCUCCUCGUCCCAAAACACUACUCUCCGGCAUAUGUCUCCGACCAACUCUCGAAACCCCACUUCCCCAAAAGGCUCUCCUCCCUUCUGCGCUCGUUCCUCAGCUUCCUCUCCUUCCCCACCAUUCUCCCCACCUGCAAAUGGCUCUCCAUCCCUUCCAAUCUCUCCCUCAAUCCCUCCCUCGGCCGCAAAGUCACAGGAACUCUCUUCGGUCUCCGGAGAGGCCACGUCAGCUUCGCCGUUCAGCUCGACCCGCGCUCCGAACCCUUACUACUCCUCGAGCUCGCCAUGUCGACCUCGUCGUUGGUCAAAGAGAUGUCGUCCGGUCUAGUCCGCAUCGCGCUCGAGUGCGAGAAGGUUGGACCGGCUCAACCCGGCCGGUCCAGAAAGCUCUUCCAGGAGCCGACGUGGACCAUGUACUGUAAUGGGAGGAAGUGCGGGUACGCGAUGUCGCGCACGUGCGGGGAGUCCGACUGGCACGUGCUGGGGACGGUGCAGAGCGUGUCGGUCGGUGCCGGAGUGAUUCCUGUUGUGGAGAAUGGGAAGAAGAGCGGCGGGUCGUCGGAGGGGGAGUUGCUGUAUAUGAGAGCGAGGUUCGAGCGAGUGGUGGGGAGCCGUGACUCGGAGGCCUUUUACAUGAUGAACCCUGACGGCAAUGGAGGGCCCGAGCUCAGUAUUUUUCUUCUGAGAAUAUGAACACCCAAAGUUGAAAGGAAAAGAAAAAGAAAGCGAAAACUAUAUAUAUAAAUAUAUAUAUAAAUAUGUUGUUGGAGUUGGAGGGGAUCUAAAUUAGGUGGAUCGAGAGGAAUGUUUAGUGAGUUUGUAUGAUGGUGUAUUUUUUAUAUGCAUAACCAUGUGAUUUCAUAUCU